AUGGACAGCGACAAUUCUCAAAAUGGGGAGAAGAAUAUCUCUUUCCAAAACAAAGAGAACUCCAUGCAACCACUCUCUACUAUCCCAACGUCGGUGACUCUGUCAGCAGAGCAGUUUGAGAGACUAUAUUUGACUCCCAUGACGCGUCGUCAAGCACCGCUAACAAAGCAACUCGGUAACCCGACACCUCUAGCACUCGGAGGUUUUGUUAUCACCACCACGCCUCUUUCAUGCUGCUUGAUGGCCUGGAGAGGAGCAAGUGGAAAUGGUAUUGCCUUCAUGUAUGACCUUACCUUUCCUGUGACCCUUUUCUUCUUUUGA
This is a messenger RNA of Penicillium angulare, 321 nucleotides long. Its product is annotated as GPR1/FUN34/yaaH protein. The record is from RefSeq and is a predicted model, not a curated record. The transcript is spliced from 2 exons. Gene Ontology annotation, molecular function: acetate transmembrane transporter activity. Lineage: Eukaryota; Fungi; Ascomycota; Eurotiomycetes; Eurotiales; Aspergillaceae. Gene Ontology annotation, cellular component: plasma membrane. The coding region runs from base 1 to 321 and encodes 106 amino acids.